UUUCCACUUCUCACUUUUCACGAUCCAUACCACAGCCAACAAAGACAAGCGACAAUGAUGUCCCACCAGAGGGAUGGAAAGCAACAACAGGGGCUUGCCUUGGUGCUCUUCAUGGCACUCUAUGGAUCUCAAUCCUUCCCUGCUGCAGCUGCCUUUUCCUCGACAUCUCUAGCAGUGAAGAGAUUUCCUCAGCUCCAAUCUUUGCCUAGAAUUGCCAGGUGGCAUCCUCUUCCCGAGAACAGCUCCCCCUUGAAAUAUCCAAAUCCAAAGGAUACUCCCUCGUUGGAUAAUGGGCCGUCGACACCGUCCAAUCUGUUUCUCCAAAAGCGAUCCGAAACUGAGGUUACAAGGAAAUCACGGGUAGCUCUUAUCCUAGCAAGAUGGAACGCACGAAUCAGGCGAGCAUGCUGUGGAUGGCGAAAGAAAGCCUUGGCUCUAUUCUUUUGUCUAGCCAUGGCGUUCAACCUGGCUUCGGAACCAGCAUGGGCAGUCACAGGAGGAAGAUCGGGGGGAUCCUUCAAAUCCAGUCCAGGCCGAGUGUACUCCUCCCCAUCUCGCGGCUAUUCGCCUUCUCGCAGCUACCAUCAUCGGCCUUCUCGCAGCUACCAUUAUUACAGACCGCCCCCGACACGAAUCUUUUACCACAAUCCACGACCCAUCAUUGUAGGACCGCAAAUGCAGCCGUAUGGUCCUGUGAACCGAAGAGGAAUAUCUCCCUCCGAUAUCAUCUUGGUGACGGGAGCCGGUCUCGCCAUUGCCUAUGGAGUUUCCAAUCAAUUGCAACAGGAGCGACGACAAUCCAGUAGUGCUCUCGGGCCGGGGUAUUCCGUGGCCAAAUUAACCGUGUCUUUGAACGUUCCCAAUCGGGAUGCUCCCAACUCCAUUCUGCAAAGACUGCAGCAGCUGUCAGCAGCGGCUCCCACCAAUACCCGAAAGGGAGUGCAAAACUUGAUCUCCAAUGUUGCUCUGGAGCUUCUACGGCAAGAAAAGUCCAUUCGCAGUGCAGAGUCCAAGAGUGCUCACCACAGGUUGGAGGGAGAGGCGGAACGAGACUUUCUGAGGAGCUCUAUCCAACAACGUAGCAAAUUUGAUGCAGAGACAGAGUAUAAGUUUGGCAGGAGUCUGCCGUCGAGCCCUCCGAAGAGCCGUCAAGACACCAAGGCCACAGAAGCGGUCGUGACAAUAUUGGUUGCCAUCGAGGGUGAUUCGACAAAGUUGCCUGCCAUAAAGUCACGUGCCAGCGUCUUGGAGGCACUCAACCGCCUAGCCGUGGAUGCGCAAGUGGAGGAUUGCCUCCUCUCGGGUGAGAUAUCGUGGGCCCCGGAGCUUCGGGAUGAAACCUUAUCGCUGGAAGAUGUCUAUGUCGAUUAUCCGACGCUUUAUCCACUUUAGCUUCGCGGUACGAGGUCCGGCCAGGCCAGGCCAGGCAUCAUGUCGUAUCCAUAGCUUUCUAAUAAACUUGCUACUAUCGACAGCGUAGCUGGUCUUGCCCAAACUACAGUACGGGUACCAGGAAAAGAAUACCGGUAGCUUCGGGUUUCAGGAAGAAAUACCUACAAAUUAUUUGAAUUCUCUUACUCGGACCUCCUUAGCUAAGUAUAAACAACUAUUUCUGCUGAUC
Messenger RNA from Seminavis robusta, 1621 nucleotides. Lineage: Eukaryota; Bacillariophyta; Bacillariophyceae; Naviculales; Naviculaceae. The record is from the annotation of a GenBank genome assembly.